GCUGGUCCCUCUCUACUGUGCGGGGGGAAGGUUCGUAGGCGUCUACGCCGCGAGGUUUCCGUCCAAUGAGGACAACUGCCACCCCGGUGGCUCCGCCAACCGGAUACUCGGUUGCGCGCUCAGAACGCCCAUCCUCCCCGUUCCUCGAGCUCCCACCGAUGUUUUUAUUUAUUACAUCUGUGACUGGGUAGGGAAAUACUCCCGACUCGACCGAGAGAGCGUUUGCCACUUUGAGAACGAGCGACGCGCGUUCCUGCGAGUUACCGCCGCAGCCGCUUUCAUCGUUGUCGUCGUUGUGAUCGUUGCCGUCGUCGCGUACGCUGUCACCGUCGACAGCAUCCUCGUCGGCCGUGGUGUACUUAGGUGUGCGUCGCGCGUCACUCGUCGUCGCGUCGCGUCGGUUCGUUCGCGUCCACGUUGGUCGUCGACAAACUCUGUCGCGACAUCCGCGUUGUUCCAGUCACAGCUUCGUUCCGGUGUGCUCGAAUUUCGCGAGUGAAAGAGGCUAGCAGCUACGCGUCCGCUAGGUACAACUCGGAGUUUUUGGGGUGUCGAUCGUUAGGCGAGGGGCAGCUCGGCUGCUCCUCGAGAGUAGCUGCCCGACACGCGGAACACACGGACCAGUCCGCGUCGAGAACGAGCACGAGGUUACGAGUAGAGUGACAGAGUGACACCGGCCGAUUGUCAUGGACAGGGCUGUUGGAGUGGUUGUGCACAGUGAAGUUGUUGUCUGCGCGUGCAUGGCCCAAUCUACUACGUGAGCCGCGCGACAGUUUGGUCCAAGUGUGCAGUGACGUUUGCCUGGCCGAUAUCGUGGAUCGAACGCGACGCGACGCAUCUCGUCGGCUGGUUCCGGCAGCCGAGCGAGAAUCGGAGUAGCGAGUCUAGCAUGCGUUGACUCGUGGCGGCUAGUCGCUCGUUUCCCGUGGUGUCCACGUGGCGCGAGACAACCGAAACCAAACAAUCGAAACACGUAGAAUCGUUUUAGAACGCCGCAGCUCCGACACAACGUCUUCUACUAACGGAUAGACGCGCGCCUUUCGGACACCCCAUGGACCACGGAGCGAUGGAUAGCUCUUCCGACCACAGCAGUCGUGCCAGUCCCGUAACCGGCAGUCCGAAGCAUCCCCACAGCCCAUCGGGUCAACAGAGCAAGCAGCAGCAGCAGCUUCACGGUUCUCAGCAUCAACCGCCGCCGUCGCACCAGCAGCCCCAUCCGCGGGACCAGAUUCGCGAGCAACAAUCGCAACAGCAACACCGCGGCGUUCCCACGCCGGGAUCGCCAACCAGAGGUUCGCCACCUCAAGGACUUCCGUUGAGUCCACCGCCUCUUUCCGCAGGAGGAGCACCCGGUGCACCUCCAGGAAUGGUCCCACGUAUGCCAGGACUACCGCCACCGGGAUUAGGGUUGCUGGGACAGCUCGGCGGCAUGCUCAGCGGCCACCAUGGCUCGCCGCUCGAGCUGAUGGCCGCGCAUCACGCGGUUCUGCCUCCGAGGUCCUACAACAGCCCGCCGCCGAUAAGCACCAGCGAUCCCACCGCGAACGAAUGCAAACUGGUGGACUAUCGCGGUCAGAAAGUAGCCGCGUUCAUCAUCGCCGGGGACACGAUGCUCUGCCUCCCCCAGGCCUUCGAGCUCUUCCUCAAGCACCUCGUCGGAGGUCUGCACACCGUCUACACGAAGCUGAAGAGGCUCGAUAUAGUGCCGUUGGUGUGCAACGUCGAGCAAGUUAGGAUUCUACGGGGACUCGGAGCCAUCCAGCCUGGCGUCAAUCGGUGCAAGCUGCUCAGCUGCAAGGACUUCGACGUGCUCUACAGGGAUUGCACUACAGCCAGCUCCAGGCCAGGAAGACCACCAAAGAGAGCCUCCGUCGGUCUGAGCCUCGCAGCCAGCCACCUGGCCGCGGCUACCGGCCACCACCCCCAGCACUCGUUGAAGAAGCACAGAAUGGACAACGGGGAUUACUACGAGAACGGGCAUUUGGACGUGCCGAGGAUGGAGAAGUCUCCGUUGUUGGCGAACGGCUACAAUCACCCGCCCACGCAUCUCAGUCACAUGCAGUUCAUGCAACUGGGUGGACAUCCUGGCGCGGGACACACCGCCAUCCUGUCGCCGGCUAGUCUGCCUCAUCACCUGCAGGCACAGGCUCAGGCGCGCGCCGAGCAGGGAUUGAAAGUCAACCCGAACAUGUCCAACAUGGAGGCUCUCGCGAGGUCCGGGACGGUUUGGGAGAACUGCCGAGCAGCCUACGAGGAUAUCGUCAAACAUCUCGAAAGGCUCCGCGAGGAGAGAGGAGACGCCGAGAGAGCACUCGCUUUGGACCAAAAACCCAGGGAUCUGAGCUCGCACAAUGGUUCCUCGAACGGUCACAGUCCCGUGCUGAACCUGUCGAAGACGGCGGGAAGCGGAAGCGUGGGCGAGCACUCCGGAAGCGAGGCUGAGGCGUCGCAUCGCUCGCAGGACGACGAGGACGAGGACGAUAACCUGUCCGAGGACCUCGACGACGACAACGAGAAGGACGAAGAUCUGUCGGACGUGCCAGAGAACCUGCCAAUGGCCGCGCCUGGCUCGGAAAGUCCUCAGGCCCUGAACUACUCGCAGAUCGCCUCCGCGGCGGUGGCCGUCUCUCAGGGUGGCCAGGAUCCCUCGGUCUCGAGUACGGAGACCCUGCUCAGGAAUAUCCAGGGUCUGCUCAAGGUCGCGGCCGACAACGCGAGGCAGCAGGAGAGGCAAAUCAACUACGAGAGAGCCGAGCUGAAGAUGGACGUCCUGCGGGAGAGGGAGGUGAAGGACAGCCUCGAGCGGCAGCUCCAGGACGAACAGAAGGUUCGAGUGAUAUACCAGAAGCGAUUGAAGAAGGAGCGGAGAGCAAGGAAGCGUCUGCAGGAGCAGCUGGAUCUGGAGAUCAAGAGGCGCGCGCAGCUGGAGGAGGCGUUGAAGGCGACGGGGGCUUCCUCGGAGCAAGUCAGAGCGAUCACCGAAAACGUAACGGUGGAGGCGCGCACGAGUUCAGAACCACCGGAGUCUAGUCCGGUGCACUCGCAGUCGCAGCAGCAACCCUCGCAGCAGCAGUCGUCCCAGCAACCCCUUCAGCAACAGCAGCAGGCACAACAGUACAGAGAGGCACAGGUGCCGCGCCCUUCCCAGCAACCCUCCACGCCCGAAAAGCCCGCAUGGGGAUACGGCCUGGACCUGAUUGGCAGCCAAGCCUCCGCCUUCUGGCAGAACUACCAAGAAUCGCUGGUGCAGGAACUCGAGCUGGAGAGAAAAUCGCGGCAGCACCAGGCAGCCGAGAGGGACCAAGUGAAGUCUCCUCUUCAAGGUGCGUCCAACUGAACGACCAGGCUAUUCUCGAAUCCCGAACGGGCUACUACAAGAACUCCGUUCUGUUCACGAGCGCGACCUAGAAGAGGCUUGACGAAGGCAGAAGAGGAGCAGAGAGGCCAGCGAGCAGCCAAAACGAGUGACGGCUCGACGGAGAGCGACAGAGAGGACGCGAGGAACCGGAAACGCGGCAAGUUCCGCGGAGAGUUGCGCGAACGGAGGAGAGACGAACAAAAGACUCUCCUAUUCCAGGGAAGGCGAAACGAAACCGCGAAACGAGCCACAAGGGGUGUGUGCGCGACAGAACCGAACUUUCGGUAGUCCGAGUCUCGUACGACGACGCGAGCACAGUUUCAGCGCGAGUGUCAAGGACGACGUUCACAGUCGAAGAAUCGAGUCCUCGUUUAUCGGUCGGUCCACGAGGAUCGACUUGGAGCAACCGAGAAAUCGAACCGUCGAUCGAGUCGGUGGUAACACAUAUCAACGAGGCGGGAACAGCCGUGUCGGGCGUUCCGCUUCCGCGUUCGAUCCGAGAUCGGUUUCCCAAAACUGGAGACGGGCAGUGAUUCGAUUAACAAACGAUGGAAAGUUAAACCUGCGCUGAUAGCAGUUCUCUAGGUUCGCUCGAUCAAAACUUACUUCAUUUCGCGGUGUAAUCAUCGCUCCAUUUAUUUAUUAUUCCAAUCACGAUUCGCAUUUUGACUGAUAUUUGUGUAGCUCCUCUGUUUUAAACGUUUUUAACGAAUGCUUGGAAACUUCACGCUUAUUAUGUACAAGCAUUAAACAACGUUGCAUCUAUUUAUUUUAUUUAACGAAUAAGGCUGUUUGACCUAACUCGACCAUUUAAUUCCACGUGUAUAAAACAUGAAACAUGUUCUUUCAUAUAUUCACGCCUUCUUUCACGGUGGAUUUCAUUCGUUACUCGAGAUUUUCGUUUAGGUAGAAUUUUGCCCGUCUCUGGCCAGGAGGAGACGUCCACCGCGAACACGAGGGUCGGCGAAGGUAUACCGCAGGUCCGAGGGUGCAUCGAGCACCCCCAGCGCGACUUUCGUCUCCAAGUUAGGCGAAACAAUGGACGACAUCCAGCAACCGUGUCGAGAUAUUUCUAAAGACUGCUUGAGAGUGCUUGAGAGUGCGUGCGCGCGUGCAUGCGUUCUUAGAGGUACCUAUCUUCUAAUUAACGAGCGAUUUCAUUAGGUAAUUGUGUUAAGUCUGUAUGUGUACGGACGAUCGGGCGCGCCGCCCCGGUUUCGAGUAUUAUUAUCAUUAUGAUAAACCGUAGGGUCGAUAGUCCAUUUGUUCUUGGUAAAUAAAAUCGGCGAUUUUCCUUGCGCUUUGUCUCCUUAGUCUUAAAACUAAAUUAGAUAACGUUACUCUUGGAGACGUUUCAGUCCUCUAGGAGCAUGGAUACCUAGCAUGGAUGGAGAUCUAUGUUUGCAGAGGAUUAGAGCGUCGCUAAUCGAGCAAUGUUACGAAACAAAUUUGCUUUUAAGAUUAAAAAGACAAAGCACAAAGAAACCUGCUACCGUUAUCGUUAUCGUUAAUAUCAUUUCCCUGGGGGCGGUGUACAACGGGGCGCCUCGAUCGCCGAUCCACGAUCGAGUCUCGCGGGCUCGUCUCUACCCGUUUGCGAGACAAGGGCGUUUCCAUCAGAGGUGGGCAAAACUUUAUUCGAAUAACGAGCGAAAAGAAACUCUGUAUAACGACUCUGUCGAACGCUUAUUCGGAUAAACUGUGAUUUUAACCUCCCCCGAUUCGAUGCAUCAUUUUCGCCCAUAAAAUGACAAACUAGUUCACCUUUUGUUUAUGGAAUUCAAGAUUAUUUAUUCGUACGAUGUUGUCCAUCUCUGAUCUCCAUUUCGCGAGACGCUCGGAGUCUCCGACGACUCGAUCUUCUUGUAUCAUAUAGAGCGAGAGACGCCGAGUGAAUGUGCGCGCAUCGCUGACCGUGAAAAAAAAAAAAAGAAUAACGAGGGAGAGCUUGCCAGGUGAGCGAAGAAUCUGGAGAGAAUCGAAUCGGGAGCGUGUAGACGUAUAGGGGUAGGCAAAAUUGCUUGAAUCGCGAUAGAGGGAGACAAAGGGGGCGAGGAAGCACGGCGACGAGAAGCGUUUGCGAGAAAAUCGGAGAAACAACGGAGGAUCCGUGCGUUUUAAAUCGUAACACCUUAUUUAUAUAAAUAACUUAGUUACUACCGUCGAUAAGUAAGGCUAAAUGCAUAACCGCGUGUGUCCCGGCGUUUGCGUCGCGAUCGACACGGGCGAAACAUUUCCGAAACGGCGCGGCGAGACGUCGUCGUUUGGCGUCGCGGUGAAAAGGAAACCGGUGAUGAGGAGGCGAGGAGUACCGCGUGCAAAUGUUUCGCCGAGUGGGUCGAUCCCCGUAUUUAAGAUCCAUGUACAAAGUCUCUUGCCCGUAAGGUUCUUGUGUUGUAAAGUUCACAUAAUCAUAGUGUCUAGAUCGUGCGUACCGGCUAAAAUGCCCGUUAAGACGACGCUACACGUAGUGAAACGAGAAUUUAACCACCGAUAGCUCAUCCGUAUUUGCCAUCGCCGCCAACCAAUCGAUCGGGGGUCAAUCUCGCGAUGGGGAAUCGACGGGGCCAAGGGAGCACGCGAGAUCUCGAGAUCUAUGUUCCUCGAGCAACCAAGUGAACGGUUUGCUCGAUCUGGCGAUUCUCGAUCGGCGAGUCGGGUUAAUUCGCGCGAAAUAAAAGAAAAGAAAAUAAUGAAACAAAGAAACACGCUGGAUCUGGGGUGGGGUUAACCGGGGUGGGUUGCG
This is a messenger RNA of Hylaeus anthracinus, 6104 nucleotides long. It is a transcript of the gene dac, whose product is annotated as dachshund homolog 2. The transcript has 12 exons. The record is from RefSeq and is a predicted model, not a curated record. Bases 1052 to 3337 code for a protein of 761 amino acids. NCBI's taxonomy places the organism in Eukaryota, Metazoa, Arthropoda, Insecta, Hymenoptera, Colletidae.